Molecule: messenger RNA, 1389 nt
Organism: Saprolegnia diclina VS20
Lineage: Eukaryota; Oomycota; Saprolegniomycetes; Saprolegniales; Saprolegniaceae
Exons: 1
Coding region: 1-1389 (462 amino acids)
Source: RefSeq, a predicted model, not a curated record
AUGUCGCUGGCGGUCGUCCUCGCGCUGCCGGACCUCGUUGAGGCCAUCAUUGGCUUCGUCCCGUGCCCGUACGCUGCGCACGCCUUCCUCCAGCUCCUACCUGUCGACGGACUUUCCAGCGGCCUCCAAAGCUACCUCGCCCUCGCGCGUCACCUCCCGCCCAGCCAGCUCUGGCCGCGCAUGCAGGCCUCGUCGCUCGCACGCGCCAACCUCACGGCCUUAGCCUACGCGUCACUUCCCGAGAUUGGCGUGCUCGACAUUGAUACGUGGCGGUCGCCGCUGCUGCCAUGGCUGUGCACGUACCCGACGCUGCCAUUCGCCGUUUCAGCGCCGGCCUCGAUGCAGAGCGCUGCGUCCUGGCACGGCCACCGCCUUCUCGCCUGCGCACUCACGCUGCAGUCGUUCGACACGAUCGACCAGUUCGAGAGCGUUGCGUCGUGGCUCAGAGCCGCGCCCGCGCUACAGCACCUCCAGCUGCGCCACGAAGCCGACGUGACCAACGCCGACGGGCUCACUUGCUUGCUGGCCGCCGUCGCCACUUCGCGCAUCGUGGAGCUGGACGUCGCCAACGACACGGACGAUCACUUUAGCGAAGCGCUCUACACGUGGCUAGGAACGUGGUUGCGAAAUAGUGUGCGGCCGCGUGCGUUGCGGCUCACCGCGCUGCACGUCCCGGACGCCGAGAUGGUGUCGAAGCUCGUGUCGGCGUUGCGCGCGUGCAGCACUCUGCGGGAGCUCAGCUUGGCCUUUAUGGACGAUGUCGCGACCGCGCUUUUCCAGGCGCCGCUGCCUCGCACGCUCCGGCGCCUCAGCCUCAACAUCUCGCGCAUUCGAACGGGCGACGACUUUGUGCAGGCUAUUCGCGGCAGCCACCUCACACACGUAGCGCUCGUGAACCGGACGCGGCAAUUGGGGCCGACGUACGACAAGACGAUGGCCAAGGUGCUGUACGGCCUUGGUACCCUCCCGCGAGUGCGAAGCAUCGAGCUCACGUACAUCAGCAUGGGCGCGCGGUCCAAAGCCGCGCUGGCUGCGGCGUUGGUAGCGAUCGCGCCAACGCUGGAAACGCUCUCGCUCACGUGCUUUGGCUCGACGCCGCACUACCUCCCCGGCUGGCUUGCGCCUGUGCUGCUGCAGUGCACGGCCCUGCACCGCCUCGCGCUGCGCAACGUCUAUUGGUCGGCGGCCGACGUCUGCGACUGGCCCCUCUCGCCGUCGCUUCGGUUCGUGUGCGUCCGCGGUAGCAAGUUGGAGUGCGACGGCCAGGCGCUAGCGAGCAAGGUCGAAUUGUGCUGCCUCGACGACGUCGUCGCUUGCCACUUGGGGGACCCCGACCGCAGCGUCCAUGGCGUCCACGGCGACGGCGGCGGCCACUAUGACUGUUUGUAG